UGAAAACGUGAAAACUCCGAUUUGCUCCCCGCCCAUUUACCCUAGGCCAUGCAUUCCAGUGAAGUGUGGUGCACGUCAUAACUUUCCCAUGAAGUGUGUGGUUGGCAUGUUUUGAAUUUUACGUGUAGAAGAUCGAGAAAUUAUGGAUCGGUGAAGAUAAUCAUUUAAGGACCCAUGCCUCAAGAUUCAGACGGAUAUGAAAUGAUAAUGUCACUACGCGACUGGCGACAGGCAAUUCGGACACCAACAGCAUACAGAGUAGGAAACAGUACCUUCAGAAUCCAAACACAGCUCAUUAGUGCGAUAGCCGCAAUAGGAUUGAUCGUUUUGUUGGUGCUAUAUACUUUAAGUUCACCUAGUCGGCAUAGAUCAAGCGACUAUUUUAAUUCUGUGACAAUGGGGCAUGUGCAAUCUCCUCCAAGUAUAAAGCAUUUGGUAUCUCCUGUUACUAUUCAGCAAGAGUCCUAUAAUUCUACUUAUCCUCUUACGCCACCUGUGAAGAUGCCAAAGGGAAUCUCGUAUAGGAUAGGAAUAAUUAGUGAUAUGGAUAAAAAGUCCAAGUCAACAAGUGAAGAAAAUACUUGGAUCAGCUAUUUUAAAAAAGGCUAUCUUGUGUGGAAUCCAAAAAAUAAGUAUAUAUCUGUGAAUUGGGAUAAUGCUGAACCUGUGGUAUUAAAGUCAAAUCUAGGUGAGAGUGGAAGAGGAAUGGAAUUAUCUGAAUUGGUAACAUUUAAUGGAAAGUUACUUGCAGUGGAUGACAGGACUGGAGUGGUGUAUGAAAUAGACAACGAAGAAGCAAUUCCAUGGAUUGUGCUGACUGAUGGUGAUGGAAGAACUCGAAAAGGAUUCAAGAUGGAAUGGGCAGCUGUUCGCAAUAGACGACUAUGGCUUGGUGGCCUAGGAAAGGAAUGGACAUCACCCACAGGGGAAUUGAUUAAUUUAAAUCCGCAGUGGGUUAAAGUUGUUGCCCCAGGUGGUGAGGCAGUGCCUAUAAAUUGGCGGGAAAAAUAUAACAAGUUGCGACGUGCUGUUGGCAUUGAAUUCCCAGGCUACAUGAUUCAUGAAGCUGUUUGUUGGAGUCCUGUUCAUCAAAAAUGGGUGUUUCUUCCACGACGUGCCUCAAAAGAUCCAUAUAAUGAACAUAGAGAUGAGGAAAUGGGCACCAAUCUAAUCCUCACUGCUGAUGAAGAUUUUGAGGAUAUUAAGGUGUCGCGCGUGGGCGAGCUGGUGGCGACGCGCGGCUUCUCCAGCUUCAAGUUCCUGCCGGACAGCGGCGACAGCGUGGUGGUGGCGCUGCGCACGCAGGAGACGCGCGAGCGCGUCGCCACCUUCAUCACGGCCUUCACGCUGGCCGGCGCCGUGCUGCUGCCCGACACCCUGGUGGCCGAGCGCAAGUUCGAGGGCUUCGAGUUCAUCUGAGGCGCCACCCCUCCUCCUCCUGCUCCUCCUCCUGCCCCUCGACGUGUACAAAGCGGAAUAAAUUAUUGCACCUUUUUCGUAAUGCUCCACUUUUUCAU
Molecule: messenger RNA, 1517 nt
Organism: Gryllus bimaculatus (two-spotted cricket)
Lineage: Eukaryota; Metazoa; Arthropoda; Insecta; Orthoptera; Gryllidae
Source: the annotation of a GenBank genome assembly